GCUCAGUCCGUAUCUCCGUCGGUCUGAGUCCUCAGCGCUGGCAAGGGAUAAUAAACUGCCUUUCCGCAGCAAUACGUGGUCAAAGGAACAGCCCGCAACAGAGUGGACAUUCACAGAAGAUUUGGGUGUUUUGAACGCAGGGACUUCCCUGGUUGGUCGUGAGGUUCUAAGUGUUCAAAGCUGUUACUGUGGCAUAACUGACCUUUGGAUGUGAAAAGUGGCAGCAGGGUCGUACUUAAGAAAGAAGCAUCCAGAACCGUCCAAAAUAUCCUAUACACAGAGGGGGAGUUCAAAAUUCACCUUGAAUGCUGAUUUAUAAGAGUGAAAAGAUCCAAAAGCUGACAGAUUGAACACAUUGCUUGGCAGUUCAAAAGGAGAGCAGUCAAGAAGUCAAAGACCAUGAGUUACAGCUGUGGCAAGCGACACUAUAACCCUAUAACACAGACCACGUAAAAUGGGGACUAUGUUUGGCAUUAUGGCUCCUGAACAGCUGUGACUGCCCUCAAGACACAUUUUUCCCAGAACCUGUGUCUUUGUAAUCCUAUUGGCCGUCCAUCUCCUGUGAUCAUUUUUCUUAUUUUGAGUUCUAACCACUUUCGUUUCCCUCCUUGAUCAAAACAAAUCCAGUUUUUGCUCCGAAAAUGGCCUGCAGGUUCAGCUUACCUUGUGCAUUUCCACCCUCCUUUCUCAUCCUCGCUCUCCCUAUUUUUCUCUUCCUCCAUGCACCUUCUUUUGUGAGGGGUGACUGCUGGCUAAUUGAGGGGGAUAAAGGCUAUGUGUGGCUGGCAAUCUGCAGUCAGAACCAGCCUCCAUAUGAGACAAUCCCACAGCACAUUAACAACACUGUCCAUGACUUACGGCUGAAUGAGAACAAGCUCAAGGCAAUUUUCUUUAGCUCCCUCAGCCGAUUCACCAACCUUACCGACCUCAACCUCACUAAGAAUGAAAUCUCCUACAUUGAGGACGGUGCCUUCGCAGGACAGGCCAAUCUACAGGUCUUGCAGUUGGGAUAUAACAAGCUAACCAACCUCACUGAGGGGAUGCUGCGAGGGUUGGGUCGAAUGCAGUGCCUAUAUCUGCAGCAUAACCUUAUAGAGGUAAUUGCAACCAAUGCCUUCUGGGAGUGCCCAAGCCUUAGCAGUCUCGAUCUUUCCUCUAACAAAUUAACAAAGCUGGAUUCAUCCACCUUCACCAUUUUGGGUGGACGGCUAAUAGUGUGCGAACUGGCUGGAAAUCCGUUCCAUUGUGGAUGUGACUUGUACAGCUUCCUUAUUUGGUUGGAGGCAUUCGACAAUGUCACUCACACCUAUGACAGGCUCCUGUGCGAGACCCCAAAGGAACUUUUUGGCUACCCUCUCCUGAGUCCCAGAGGUAAUCAUGGAAAAAAUGCUCGUUCCAUCCUGUCAUCCAUGUGUAAAAAUGGAGUGAUUGUUACUGGUAUAACUGCCCUGCCUCCUGACUUGGACUCUUCUGGGAUGGGGAUGGAUAUUUAUGAUCAGAUGGGACCUUAUCACCAGCCCACAGCUUCAUCAACCACAGACCCCCUCUAUAGUCCCACUAUUAAGUUGCAAACGGUCACCCUCUACACCGCAUCCCUCUUGGUUCAAAUACCCAAGCCCUACAGUAAGAUGUACAUCUUAGUGCAAUACAACCACACCUAUGUGUCAGAUGUCACAAACUUAAAGAACAAGAAAGAGAUUGUCACACUAAACAACCUAAAGCCCCACACAAAUUACACAUUUUGUGUUGCCUCCAUUCGCAAUUCACAGCGGUACAAUCACACUUGUCUGUAUUUUGCAACUCGGGCUCCAGGGAUCGAUGAGUUGCGAGCAACCCCUUCUACCACCACCCAUUACAUUAUGACCAUUCUAGGCUGCCUGUUUGGGAUGGUCAUUGUGUUGGGCUUGGUGUAUUACUGUUUACGUAGGCGUCGAAUGCAGGAGGAGAAGGAAAAGGCAAUUAGUGUUAAGAAAACUAUUUUAGAGAUGCGCUAUGGGCCAGAAGCUGCUGCUGCAGCAGCCAAGGAUCCUUCAGCCUUGCAGAAACUCCAUGACCAGUCCCAUCAUCAACACCACCACAGCAAGUUGCCCCAGUCAGCAUCCUCCAGCUUGGGCAUCCUUCACGGCUCAGCCAACACCACCUCUUCUCGACUUUCUUCCCUGCCUCAAGUGGAGAAGAUGGCUACAGCUUUCUCAGAAGCCAUGGCCGCCAAUAAGGGCAACUACAUGGAUGUACGAAUGUCAGCAGGAGGAGAGGAGCGAGUAAGAGAUGGGGUAGUAACAGGGUCAGGGGAUGAAAUCCCAAGAAAUGAAAAUGGGAUUAAUGGAGGAGAUGACUCUGAUGAUGAUGGCCGAGAUUCAACAUCCGAGAUCUCCACCAUUGCCAAGGAGGUGGACAAGGUAAACCAGAUUAUCAAUAACUGCAUUGAUGCACUCAAACUAGACUCUGUAGCUGUUGUGGCAGCAGCUGCUGCCACUGCAACUACAGCAGACAACACUGCCUCUCCUCCACCUCCUAGUGUCUCUUCCUUAGCCAGGGGGCUAAUUCCACUUUCCCCUACCAUCACAGAGACAUGCCAGAUCAUGUCGUCCCCUAAAAUCCGUCCGCCACCCCCUGUUCCUCUUGUUUUGCCCCUUUCUGAGCGGCCCGGCAUCAGCGGAGGGGGCUUUCUCUCCCCUCCCUACAGGGACCCACCCCCAGCUACAGCUUCACGGCCCUUGCAGAGGCAACUCAGUGCAGAUGCUGCAGUUGUUCCUAUCAACUCUGUUAAAAACCGCUGCAGUGUUUCUUCCGGUGGCUCUGUCAAAAGUGCUCGGAUCUUCAGUCUGGACGUCCCUGAUCCUCGAAGCCCAGAGCCAUGCAAGUACCCUGAGAAAGGCAGCCCUGUUCGGUGCGGGGAGCCAAUAGAGAGGUUGCCCUUAAUAGGUGUUCAGGGAGUCAGUAAUGGCAGAGGAGAUGGUGGCAGCGGGGGUGGAGGGGGAGCCGGUGGUGGCAGUGGUGGUUCGGGUGGGUGUGGUGUUGUGGUUGGAGGUGGGGGCAGCACAGCUCAACAGCACCACUUGGAGGUGCACCCAGACUACCACUGCUCAGAGCACCGACACUCCUUCCCCGCCCUCUACUAUGAGGGUGCCACUGACUCCCCUGCCCAGAAAGUCUCCUUUCUAAAGCCUCUCACUCGCACCAAGAAGGACACUGCCUACUCCCAGCUUUCUCCCCGCCACCACAAUUACUCAGGGUAUUCCUCCAGCCCUGAGUACUCCUCCGAGAGCACUCUUAAAAUCUGGGAGCGCUUCCGUCCCUACAAGAAAAGCCCCCGUGAGGAGGCCUACAUAGCCGCUGGCCAUGCUCUUCGAAAGAAAGUGCAGUUUGCAAAGGAUGAGGAUCUCCAUGACAUUCUGGACUACUGGAAGGGGGUAUCAGCACAGCAGAAACUGUGAUGCUUGUGAGAGACAAUGACGGCAGGAGGAGAGGUUUUGGAGAAAAGAACCAGUGGCUCUUGAGACAGCUCGGCAGACUCCAUCAGCAGGUGCUUUGGUCCCUGCAGACCACCACAGAGACAAGUGUUCUGAAAGAGACAGAAUUGAGCAGGUGUUCCAAACUCAUUAAGGCAUAGAUAAGCAACCAACCAGAAAUGCACAGGAAAUGUGGCACUUAAAAAGGCAACCAGUUUCAGUGUAGAAUCCCUCCAUUUUUCCUUGUGUUCCACCUGUGCUCCCUUGCACUGUAGUUUGACAAGAUAAUAGUCUUAAAUGAGGAAUUAGUGUUUUUUUAUUUUACAAAUGCCUGACUAUACUCUCGAGAGAUGGUGAUAACUGAUGCUUGUCAAGAUGAUUGUUUUACAAUGUUAAUUAGUAAGAAGGGGGGAAAAAGAGAAAAGUUGUGAAUUUAGCUUGGCUGAAGCCAUAGGUCAAAACAUGGAUAUCCUGUUCCCUCACAUUCCCUAAUCUCUGCUUAAGCAAAGCGUAUUCGUUGAUUUGAGACACCUACACACAUUUUACACAGCAUGUGUGGGACACAGUUAUCAAACCAGAGGCAGCCAUUUGGAUAUGGUUUAUAUUAAAGCAGUGUGGCAAUUCGAUAAAACACACAAUGUUAAUUCCUUUUUGGCAUUAAUUUGUGGCAGAGCCUGCCUCAGAUACAUUUUCCUCUUCAUUUAUGGUCUUUUGAUUCUUUAUUUUAUUUUUUACUUUUUUUGUUUUGAUUUGUUUUGUUUUGUUCAAAGAAGGGAAAGAGUAAUAUGGGAUCUAAGAAUAGCUUAUGUUUCAGAUUUUAAGUAUCAGAGACUAGAUAUGACAAAGAAUUGUGAUUUUACAAGUGGCAGCUAGAUAUAGACCCCAAUGUAGUAAUAGGCUAAAAUAGUCAAGGUUAACAGUUGUUUAUUAAAUGUGUAGGGAUGUUACACAAAGAGUUUGCUUUGUUUAGCCUGUUGGGAGGCAAAAUGCCAAAGCUAAACUGAAUGCUACAGUUUCAUUAAAUGCUAAACCUAAUCUGGAAGCUACAAUUUCCUGAAAUGCUAAACAGACAUUUUCAUAAUAACUGUCUUGCUGGUGUUUGGGUAAUACUUUACAGUGAUAAGUUUAUCACAGGCACAGAAAACCUUGAACCGGCUUUAGCGGCUAUGUGUAGAGUACUUUUAUUUUUUCUCCACUGAUUCCACAGAAUCAGAUGCCGACUAGGUUGGUUCUACUUACAGUAUAUUCAUUGAAUGCUGUUGUAGCUCUUCCUUUGUCUCCCCUAUUGAUAUGACCUUCUGUUUCCUGUUAUAGCCCACUUCUGUUGACCUGAUCUGGGUUGUGGUCAAACUAGGGAAGGUAUGAAACAAAUUCAGUUAUUUCUCACAUCUCAUUCCUAAGACCUUGUUAUUGUCCUUGCAUGGCUUAAUAGGGAAAAUUAAUUAGCAAUCUGCAGCAGAAGAGUCAAAGGGUCACAGAGGUGCUAAUAUUAUUAACACUGCCAGAUUGGAAAAGUGAUUGAAAUUAAUCUCGACCUCUCCGGUCAGGUCAUCACCCAGAAUGCAUCCCUGGAGUUUUGCUGGUUCACUCAUGGCAAUGAAAGGCAAGCUGAUACUCUUCUUCUUUAGAGCAAUUUACUGGCUUAAAAUAUACACCUCAAGCUCCUUAAAAUAGGCUUCUGAGCUUUGAAAUUUCAGUCAAGGGCAUUUUUGAUGACAAAUGUUUGCAUUUGUUGUUUAUUAAUGAAUGUAGAUUUCAAGACCUUAUAGUUGACAUGCAAUGGGUUCUAUCAGCAAUGAGUGCAAGCGUCUUUAGAAUUCAGUCAGAACAUGGAAAUGGAUCUUUUUACAGUUGCAUUUGGCCAGCAUUAAAACUUACAGUAUGAACUCAGCAUGCAUCGGUUGCAUAUGUCAUCCUCCUUCAAGGUUCAAAAUCAAUGCUCUGUAAUUGAGAAUUGACACUGUCAAGUCAAAAAUAUAGAGGUUUCCCUCAUGAGCCAUUUUACUGUACUAAAACCUCUCAGAGGGAAAUCCAGGCUGCAGUCAACCAUGGUCUAUGAGAUUAAAAACAAGAUGAGGAUUUAGAAAUUGGUUACCCUGUUAAGAAAGAGGCUAUAUUAAUGCUUAAGCUAAUGCUUUAUAUUUAGAUUUGAGUGAGAAAAAUAUAUAUUGAACAGUAUUUGUACAAAGGAUACAUGGAUAGAUAUGAAUAUCACUGACAAGUGCAGGCUUGUAGCAAGAUCUUGCAACAAGCGAUAAACCCACACAUGCAUAUAUUCCACCAUCAUUAGUUUUUGUGAAAUCUCAUUUAUUCCUAUUUAAGACUCCAAAAGUCCCCCACCCCACACUAUUUUCCUAAACUCAGUUAGGAGAUGAGUUUGCUAAACAGCCUCAAGGCUUGCGUUAUUGCACUGUGGUUGGGAGAUACCAAGCUAAGACAAUUGGAGAGAAAUUAUUAUGCUCUUGAAAUGUUUCGUUUAAGUAUAUUGUUGGCAUAUGGGAAUGACAAUUAUUUGUGGUUUGAUUUCCUGCUGAUAAGUUGGUUUUUUUUGGUAAUGUAUGUGUAUGUAUGGUCUUAAAGAUAUACAGUACAAUGUCACUGAGAUGUAACUGAUGGCUGACUGUGAAAACUGUGACAAACACACAACCAACAAGAGAACAAUCUAUACUAACAAUGGUUACAUAAAGUAUAUGUACAAGUAGUAUUAGAUUUCCAAUGGAUAUGUCCAGUGAAAACAAAAAUCACUGUAUGUGUUAUGUACAUACAAACACACGCACACAUAUACACAAACACAUAUGCAGAGUGUACAAUCUACACAUACUGUAUAAGUUUACAGACACAUAGUCUUAAAAGUGCCCUGUUGGCACUAAAACAUAAAGUGAUUUAUUUUAAAGGAAGGUGCCAAACAUUUGUCAAGAUUAUAACUGUUUGUUGUUUAUAUGUUAUUUAUUUGUCAAACUACAUUAUUUUAUGAUUGAAAAGUCAUUGUUGUAGUUGGUGUUUAUUUAGCGUGAUUUUAAAUUUCAGAUAAGCACUAUAUAUUAACAUAAUGGAUUUUUUUUAUUUUUUUAUUUUUUUUUUUAAUUUUCCUCCAGAAUGCCCUCCUGAUCAAGUGUACUCAAGGCCAAAACCCAGGUGCUUUUAAAUAAUUUUGGGUUGAAUUGUGUUUUGAUUGAUUCCCAGCUAUAUACAUUGUAAUGAUAUCCAAAUUAAUAUAAUUUAUAUCAGGGCUGUAUUGAUUUGUAUAAAAAGAUACAUUCUGCAGGAUUCCUAAAAGCUCCCGCAUUCAGAAUCUGAAUCUCACUGGAAAUACCUCAAAAAAUAUAUAUAUAUAUAGAGGGAGAGAAGAUGAGUUUUGCACACAUACAUUUCCACUGUAAACUCCCACAACACAAGUGAGUAAAGUUCCCCUCUCGGUAUGGUUUUACAGAGGACUGUAGAGUUUCAACAAUUUCCGUCCUCCCACUAAUAAAGUUUUAAACUGAAAGACUUACGGCCCACAAUUCAAUGGACUCCUACCAUCUUGUCCAUGGAGAUAAUAAGCCUUUCAAAACCUACCAUUGUCCUGUGAUGCACUUGUCAAAUUUAGUUGCAUGUUUGGAGUGUGAUGAAGCCUUUUUGCUAGUUUUUUUUCCCCUUCCUUUUUCCUACUAAUGUAUUGUGCCAGCGAUUUCUCUUUCAUAUCUCUAUUCCUCAUGCUCCAGCUGAGUGUUCGUGCUUAUGCUCCUGAAGCCUUGAUAAAGUGAAUUUGGUGUGCGGUUAGAAAACACAGAAAGGUUUUUUUUUUUUUUUUUUUUUUUUUAUUGUAAUAAAGUAUACAGAGACUUUUGGCUGCUUUAAUUAGGCCAGGCCCCUUCAAGACCCCUUAUUAGGCACCUGAACAAAAUGUUAUUCACACUCUCCAUGGCACCACUCCGGGUUUAAUGCAAAAAGACUCAAAUUCCCAACCCCCUUUAUCUCGAGAUGGGUACUAGCUCAGCAGGUUAACCAAGACCUCAGAGAAGAACCCGCUGUGAUCGAGGCUAGAGUUUUACAUGCCUUUCAGUCAAACAUUUAUGAGUAAUAAGCGAACUGAGCACGGGGAAGAGAACAAAUAUAUUUAAGUGAUGGAUCGGCACAGGUUUUAAAUAUAGCUUCAGUAAUAAGAUCAGUAGGUUUGAUGUUGACUACUAAUUCAAUUGAUUCGCUUUCAUGGAGGCUUUGCGUCAUAUAGGGAAUUGUUUUCUUUGUUCUGGUUUUCAAACUGCCUUGUUUUAUGUGAAAACUAUUUGAAGUCAACAUGAAAAAGAACUGAGCCUAUUUACCUUUUAAUGCACAUAGUUAUUCGUAAUCUUUCAUCAAAAUGUAACAACUUUCACCUGACUGGCCUUUUCAGCAGAUUUUUCAUUACCUUUUGUUUAAUGUUAAAGGGUUAGUUCACCCAAAAAUGAAAAUUCAGUCAUUAAUUACUCACCCUCAUGUCGUUCCAAACCCGUAAGACCUUCGUUCAUCUUCAGAACACAAAUUAAGAUAUUUUUGAUGAAAUUCAAGAGGUAUAUGACUCGUCCAUAGACAGCAAUAUAAUCAACACUUUCAAGGUCCAGAAAGGUACUAAAGACAUCAUUAAAACAGUCAACAUGACUGCAGUGGUUCAACCUUCAUUUUAUGAAACAACGCGAAUACUUUUUGUGCACAAAAACAAAACAAAAAUAAUGACUUUAUUCAACAAUCUCUUCUCUUCUGUGUCAUUAUCAUACAUUGUUUACGUCCAGCGCUUCCAGGUUCUACUCAUUAUUGGCCGGCUCCUGCGUCAGCAUCACACGCAUGCGUCAUGAUGCUCAUGUGUGCAGCUUUGGCCAAUACUGAGUCGGCAUUCGGACGUAAACACGGAAGCCUUCACUGUGCUUACUGCGUCACCUGCGUAAGGAUAAUGACAGGGAAGAGAAGAGAUUGUUGAAUAAAGUCGUUAUUUUUGUUUUGUUUUUGCUC
Messenger RNA from Ctenopharyngodon idella (grass carp), 8420 nucleotides. RefSeq names its product extracellular leucine-rich repeat and fibronectin type III domain containing 2a (gene elfn2a). The transcript is spliced from 3 exons. Gene Ontology annotation, cellular component: plasma membrane. Bases 642 to 3437 code for a protein of 931 amino acids. Lineage: Eukaryota; Metazoa; Chordata; Actinopteri; Cypriniformes; Xenocyprididae. Gene Ontology annotation, molecular function: protein binding. The record is from RefSeq and is a predicted model, not a curated record.